AUGACUGGAGAGCUGCAGCACCACUCUCUAUGUAUUCACGAUCUUUUGGGUGCUAUCCAUGAAGCUCAGGUUGUUGUUGACGAAAUGUAUACUUUUUGUUACAGCACUGAGCUUCAGAACAGAGACCGUGAGGCAGGAGUUGCCUCAGAUGUAGCCCUUUCGCUUGCAACGCUCUUACUCGUUGUUAUGUCCCCCAUAUUGAGUCUUUCAUCCUCACUAUCAUCAAACAUACUCACUGCGGUUGCGGCUCUUCUAUUAAAUUCCAUAUUGGCGGUACUUCCUGGCAAACACUAUCUGAUUGAGAAAGCCAAAGAAGGCCAAGAAGCGGAACAAGAAAUUAUGAAAGUGGAAGAAUGGGCAAUCGACAGGCUGAAUGGCUAUCAACGUGCUGCCCUUCGCACUAGUCAAUCACUACAACAAAAUAUCGCCGCUCUUGAACUCCAGGACAUAGAUGAUGCACAGGUUCUCCUGUUGGUUCAAGGUCGCCACCUGCAGGACGUAAUACAAACGCUAGUCGAGCGGAACACGCAGGAUAUUCAUGAAAGACGGGUUAAAUUCGAAAGAGCUGAGAGAAUAGCCACGCGGACUGAGGAGGUGACACACAAAAUUGAGGAUAAGACUAAGUUGGAGACAUACAUGGCGGUAAAAGCUGAGAUUAGGGCAGAGCAGGAGAACCAGGGUAGCAAAGACGAAAGUACCUGUCCCAAUGGGUGUACAAUACUUUAA
Messenger RNA from Fusarium verticillioides 7600, 726 nucleotides. RefSeq lists its product as hypothetical. Lineage: Eukaryota; Fungi; Ascomycota; Sordariomycetes; Hypocreales; Nectriaceae. The coding region runs from base 1 to 726 and encodes 241 amino acids. The record is from RefSeq and is a predicted model, not a curated record. The transcript is spliced from 2 exons.